AGCGGACAGCUGGCAGCCGUGCUCGUGGGUUCUUGUACCACACAUAUGUGGCCCACAAUCUGGUGAAAACUCUUAGGAAUAUUUUGGAUGCAUUCUUUUUUUUUUAUAAAUGUUCAUUUAAGUAUCGAGUUAAAGGCCUGAUAGUAAAUGAAGGUGACGAAAACAAACAUUUACGGAAUAGUUUUAAAAACACAAAUAACUUACCUACCUACUAGUGAUUUCAGGAAGAUGAAGUCCAAAAAUGGUCAAUGUAUUUUAUGUUGCUUGGUAGUUAUUGCUGCAUUUGUGCCUCUUAUCGCCGCUCAACAAACCACUGCAGAUGAAUCUAUAAACAAGGACCGCAGUUUGAGACAAAUAUCGUCAAGAACUGGACAAAGUGUAGCCGUUAAGCCAAAAUGGGGAUUUUUCGGGACUAUCUUUAAUGUGAUAUUAGAGCAAAUCAACGACACGAAAAGUGCCUACAAUCAAAUAUCCGAAUUGGUCGGAAACCAAAUUGUUGACGAAAAGGUUUUAAAGCAAAUGCAAUUAGCAGAUGCUGCAACUGGUGAUGGAACUACAACUACUGAAUCCAACAAAAUAACACGCCAGGAAUUCUUAAAAAUACUGGACCGCAAUCUGAAAGGCUUAGCAAGAUUACGUAGUCUUGAAUGGCGCGAAGCAAAAAAGGAUUCCUGGAAUAAUCUGCAAGGAUACUGGAGUGAAUUAUUUGGAAAAAAGAAAAGUCGAAAUGCGAGAUAGUCAAAUUAAAUGAAUUAAUUUUAAUUUAAUUUUUAAUAUUUAUUUUUAUACCUGACCAAUUUGUACAUAUAAAUAAUGUGGGUAGGUAGAUAGACAUAUUAGUUACCAACUGAAAAUAUUUUGGUGUUUGAUGUUAUAAAAAUAUUUUAUUAUAUAUUGUGAUAUUUUCAGGAGAGUAUUGCUCCAUAUUAAAUAAGCACUGUUUUUGUAUUUUA
Molecule: messenger RNA, 953 nt
Organism: Leptidea sinapis
Lineage: Eukaryota; Metazoa; Arthropoda; Insecta; Lepidoptera; Pieridae
Exons: 8
Coding region: 148-738 (196 amino acids)
Source: RefSeq, a predicted model, not a curated record